AUAACAAAAUAAUUGUUUACUUAUGUAUUCAGUGGUCGGAAUGUCUGUGAUCUGCCGCUUGUUCUAGAUUCAGAACCCUGUAAAUACUCAGGAGGUCUGGACAAUGACGGAGAAUCUCACGGUCCUGGUACAAUCAACUUUCAGAAAACUGGUACUUUUCAGGGUGUAUUUUCUCAUGGGUUGGAGAACAGAGAAGGGUUUAGGUAUCUACCCGGAGAUAUUGCUAAAAUAUCAGGAACCUGGAUAAGAGGAAAACUAGAGGGAUAUGCUAGAACAGAGAUGCUGACUGGAGAAUGGUUUGAAGGAGUUUAUAAGGACGGAGAGAGACAAGGAUUCUUCAGGGAGUUUGGUAUAGAUAAUCAUUUAAAGGAAUUUACCCGCUAUCAAAGAAACAAAAGGGUUGGAUGGACCUACGAAGGAAAACUAGGAGGGGGAUAUUUGAUAGGCUUGUUGGAUCAUGAUGGAAAGAUGACAGGGGAUAAUAUUAUCUACAUGUAUCCUGACUUCCGAACCGGGCUCAGGGGAAGUUUUCAAGAUGGUGUUAUGAUAUCUGCUCAACUGUCUACCAUUCUAUCUAGUGAGGAGGUGGAUGGAGUAUGUAUACCUGUACUGAGUGAACCUAAAAGUGAAGAUAUUUACUUCUUUGAUCCAGCUACAAGUACGAGAAUAUCUAGACAGCCCUUACUCCAGGAUCCUUGGGAGAGAAGUUUAGUAGAAGUGAAGAUGAGUAAACUAGAUCAGGCUGGACAUGGUCUCUUCGCCAGGGAAGAGAUACCGAAGAAAACAGUGGUAGCUCUGUUUGCAGGGAUACGAUUAAAGGAGCACCAGUUAGCGAAACAUAAGAAAUCUAACUAUAGGAUAAUACUAAACUCAGCUAUUAAUCUUGAUAUUCCUCAGGAUUGUAUUUGUAUAUCAAAUUACUGUGCCACAUUAGCCCAUAAGGCCAACCAUUCUUUUACUCCAAACAGUGAAUGGUCAAUCUUUGAACAUCCAAGAUUUGGACUUAUCCGAGCCAUAUCUGCUAAACAAGAUAUCCAGGUUGGAGAGGAGAUAUUGGUAAACUAUAAUAUAGAACUAUCUACAGCUCCUGAGUGGUAUAGAAUACUCUGGUUAAGGCAUCUAAUGGAAGACAAGCACUGGACUUUACAGGACGUUGAAAGAUUUAUGGACCGACAUUAUGAUCUUUCAUUUAAAAAGAUUCCACUUCCAACCUCACUAAUAUUACAGGUACCUACCCCUUUCGGAGCUUCAACAGAAGAAGAAGAAGAACAAGCGGUAGAGGAAGAAGAAGAAGAAGAAGGAAAAGAAGAAAAAUAUGGAGAACGAAAAGAAAUAGAAGAGAAGUAGGACUAUACAUGAAGUAGAAUCUAGGAAAGGAAAAAGGAUGAAGACUGAAACAAAUUUGUGGCAAAUUUGUUCAUUGAAAUAAAAACCAACAAUUAACUUGAAAUAUUGUAAGUUCUCCGUGAUCAAAGAAGUAUAUAACCAUGUGUUAAUUUUUUUAGUGGAUUACAUUUCUAUCAUUCUU
Molecule: messenger RNA, 1528 nt
Organism: Eurytemora carolleeae
Lineage: Eukaryota; Metazoa; Arthropoda; Copepoda; Calanoida; Temoridae
Product: histone-lysine N-methyltransferase SETD7
Exons: 19
Coding region: 280-1347 (355 amino acids)
Molecular function (GO): protein binding
Source: RefSeq, a predicted model, not a curated record